AUGCCUUUCCCUAGUUGCUGCCAGUUGCCUGUGCUGCCCAUCGCCUCGCCCUGGCAUGUAGAGAUGCCUCAUCUGAGGUUCCUUACAUGGCUACCUUCAGUGAAGGACACACGCUGGCUGUCUCAGCACCUGGCAGUCAGCACUCUGCAAAGAAACCUCGGUGCCUUGGCGGAGGAGACAGAAAUCAACAAGUGUCCAGUAGCCAAGGGUCUCUAUGGAUUCUGCUCCACCUACCGCUUUGUUGCUGCAGUCUAUCUCCAGGCUGAUGUGUUGCCACAUCUUGCUCGCCUGUCCAAAGUUUUCCAGAAGGAAAAUGUCAACUUCUUGGUCCCAGUGACAAUGGCAUGCCUGAGAGCCAUCAGGGAUGCUGGUGAUGCACAGCCCUUUGGAUCAUUCUUGGCCCGGCUCCACAAUGACCUGGAUGACCCUGCAGGAUUAGGGGCCUUUGAAAUCAGUCAUCAAGAGGAGAGGGGAAGGAGAGGCAGAGGCCAGGUGGAGUACACCAGAGACAUGCUCUGGUCCCGGUUCAGGACACAGGUAAUGGGACCAUAUCUGGAUGGUCUCCUGGACAGCCUGGACUGGAGAUUUCAAAACCUGGGGAUAAUUGGAGCUUUCCAUGUGCUGGGACCCAAGGCACUUAAAGAAGAUGAUGCUGUCGUCACUGAAGACCUCAAGACCCUGUCCAAAAAAUUCCUGCAGCAGCAGCCUGAAACCACUCUGCUGCAGGAAUGGUCAUCCUACAAGCAGCAUUUACUCACAGGAGCUUUUAAGGUAAAAUGUAAGGUCCAAAUUAAUGGGGGAGUUCAGCAGAAAGAUGAUGGAGGAACCUAUUUAAUGACAUGUCGUCCCACUGUGUUUAAUGUGUUUCAGGAUAUGGACCAAGUAACAACAAUGGAAAAACUGUCAUCCCAGAAUGACGAGUGGGCACUGCUGUGUCCCUCCAUGAGCCAGCUGGCAGCCAUUGCCCUGAUGGUUCCCAUCUCAAGUGUGAACUGUGAGAGGGAUUUUUCAACAAUGAAUAGGAUGCUCUGGUUCAAAAUGAGACCAAACGUUGGAUGCGAUGGAGGUGGCUUGGACAGCCUCCCUAAACACAUGCUCGCCAGAGAAGGGGCUAGGAAGCAGCCGACCUUUGACUGCUUUUCCCUUUGCUAUGUGAUGGAGGUGACUUGGCCAACCACUCCAAACCUAUGCUGA
Molecule: messenger RNA, 1194 nt
Organism: Epinephelus moara (kelp grouper)
Lineage: Eukaryota; Metazoa; Chordata; Actinopteri; Perciformes; Serranidae
Exons: 4
Coding region: 1-1194 (397 amino acids)
Molecular function (GO): protein dimerization activity
Source: RefSeq, a predicted model, not a curated record